This is a messenger RNA of Aspergillus pseudonomiae, 341 nucleotides long. RefSeq lists its product as uncharacterized. The transcript has a single exon. Bases 64 to 282 code for a protein of 72 amino acids. The record is from RefSeq and is a predicted model, not a curated record. NCBI's taxonomy places the organism in Eukaryota, Fungi, Ascomycota, Eurotiomycetes, Eurotiales, Aspergillaceae.
GGCUAUGUCUUUUUGGAUGGAGUGAAUUACCUAAAAGACCACCCAGUAAAGAUUUCCACAGCUAUGGUCGUGGCUAAGAUAGAAGGGGUAGUUAUCAAAACGUUUAAGAUAUCAGGGUUUUAUUCGCGCGUUAGUGGCAGGGACCUUCCCGUAUUAGAUCUGCUUAAGAACACUCUUAGUAACGUUCAGGAGCUAAAAGCGAUCAAUAGCUCCACGAUAUUAGAGCCAUUGAGUCAGAUUAUGCUUCCCUCGCUCCAGCGAUUUGAGAUAGGAUCUUACUGACUAUCCUUGGAAACCAUCGACAGCUUUGUCCGGCAGUAUGCGAACUCGCUGCGUUUUCU